AAUCAUCAGUCACUUAGUUAGUGAGUCAAUUCAAUACCAUCAGUUCACCAUGUCUUGUCCCGAUUGCUUCAGCGGCGCUGUACACGAGGGAAUUCCUCGAGGCAAGGUCAUCAAGUUCCAUGACCUCAACACAUACAUCACCGAGCCUGCUGAUGGACGCGAGGUGAAGAACAUCAUCGUCAUCAUCCCCGACGCGUUUGGAUGGGAAUUCGUGAACAAUAGGAUUCUAGCAGACCACUACGCCGACAAGGGGCAUUACAGAGUCUACCUGCCAGACUUCAUGCUGGGCCACGCUUCUCCCCUUUGGAUGAUUGGCACCAUGAGGACUCUCAUGAACCCCGGAAAUGUCUUCAAGAAGCUGUACGCGGUUCCCAUAGCAAUAUACGGCAUCGCCCCCUUCCUUUUCUUCAACCGCCAAGCCCGGUCGUACCCCAUUGUCAAGAAGUUCUUCGCAGCCCUGCGCAAGAACGAGGGUGCCAACCUCUCCGUCGGCGCAGCUGGAUUUUGCUGGGGCGGCAAGCUCACGGUCUUGCUUGCAGCUGACGCAGACCUGGUCGACGGCAAGCCACUGAUCGACGCAGGUUUCACGGGCCAUCCAAGUAGGCUGGACAUCCCUGCUGAAAUUGAGGCGAUUAAAAAGCCCGUGUCGUUCGCCUGCGCCGAGAAUGACUCGCAGCUGCCGAAGGAGCAGGCCGACAAGAUCGCCGCCAUUGUCGAGGCUAAGGGUGAGGGCGAGAAGGGCGAGGUGGUAUGGUACGCGGGUUGCGGCCAUGGGUUCUGCGUGAGGGCGGACUCGGGGUUCGAGGACGUGGCUAAGCAGGCGGCCGAAGCCGAGGACCAGUGUAUCCGUUGGUUUGAUUCUCACUUUAUACAAUGAGGUUGUGGUAGGACUCCCAAACUAUGAUGACG
Molecule: messenger RNA, 909 nt
Organism: Phialemonium atrogriseum
Lineage: Eukaryota; Fungi; Ascomycota; Sordariomycetes; Cephalothecales; Cephalothecaceae
Product: dienelactone hydrolase
Exons: 3
Coding region: 50-877 (275 amino acids)
Molecular function (GO): hydrolase activity
Source: RefSeq, a predicted model, not a curated record